Messenger RNA from Lecanosticta acicola, 2529 nucleotides. The record is from the annotation of a GenBank genome assembly. Lineage: Eukaryota; Fungi; Ascomycota; Dothideomycetes; Mycosphaerellales; Mycosphaerellaceae.
AUGGACCUCCCGCUGCGGCCCCCUCCAAGACCACGAUCGCCCUCAGGAAACCGCUCGCAGUCGUCACUUUCACAGACUUCGAUGCGCAGCGAGUCCAGCCUUUCCAACGCCUCCAACGAGUCCAUUCAGCCAUCCGUGAAUAAUAAUAAGCGCUCUCCCUACUUGCAACAGCAGCCUCCCGUCCGUCCGGCCACCGCUGGAGGUCUCACACCAUCGCAGAGCACCAGCACGCUCCAAAAUGUCCCUCGACAUGCGACUCGAGGCUCCGCAGAUAUUACCACACGGACCGCAUCCCCGGGAAUGCCAGGCCAGCAAUUUGGUCACCGCGCGAGACAGCACAGCCAGGGAUUCUUCGAACCUUCUCUUCCACACGCGACUCCGAAUAGCAACAGCCUGUCCGCGUCGCAGAUUGCGGCCCAGGCUGCCAUGCACCAUGUUUCGCCUCCCUCGCGCGAGAUCAAUGAGCGCAAACGCUCAAAUCCCGGUCUGGCUCCGAUCAAUACUGGAGGGCCCGCGCGCAGCCGGCGGCCAAGUGACAACCAGAGUCCUCAGAUGUCGUCGAUUCCGGGACUCACUUACAGCAACGGGACCGUAGGUGCCAACAGACUCGCCGCUACAAGUGCCGCGAACGCAGCCUUCCCCAAUGGAAGAACUCCACUGCCUUCACCAAAUGCGCCUCCUCCGCCGAAUAUGCUGCCUCUUGGCCCGCCACCCGACAAGGAGCCAAAAUCGAGUCGCUCCAAGAUGAAGCUCUUUAAGCCCAAAACCAUCAAUCUCUCCAAGGAAAAAGAAGCGAAAGCGGCGCCCGGUGCACCGUCUCCUGGGAAGACGCCAACAACCUCCAAUUUCCUACGGAGUGGCUUUGCAAACGCCUCUACAACUAGCCUCAUCGACCCGAGUUCCGCCGCGAGCUCUCUGUAUUCAUCGGCCAAUGCGUCUACCUCUACUCUGGUUCCCAUGAUCUCCGAGAAGGACAAGGAAAAGAGGCAUCACUUCUUGUCGCGGCAGAAGCACAAAUUGCGAGAUGAACCUGCCCAACUACCGCUGUCGUCAGCGCAUUCCAACUCACAGGCAACGAAUCCGGACAAGCCUGCGCCUCUGUAUUCAUUCACACCGGACUCUCCCGCGCAGAGCACUUUUGCCAAGUCAAUGUCUGGGUUCGAUCUGAGACACGGCGGCCGAGCAUUACGAGAGAAGAAGAAGGAAGAGAAAGCCGCAGCGGCUGCAGCAACUCUGAACUUGACGCAAGUAACAUCCAAUACUUCAGGGGGGACAGCCGAUCAGUUCCUUGGACCUAGCAGCUUUGACAAUCCACUCGGCCCGCCAUCAGGGAAUGCCAGCGUAUUCUCCCUCCCCGCCGAAACCCCAUUGCCCGUAUCUGCUCAAGCCUUUAGCAACAUCGGUGCGCAAAUGGGUCUGCCUGGGAUCGGGCCGGAUGAUGCUUGGCCGCUUCUGAAGGCGAGAUUACUGAAUCUCUUCUCGGGGGAGAAUCUUCGGACACCGAUAGAGGAUUUCAAUGCCCUUGUGAGCGUCCAUGUACGGCGCUGCAUCCAACGCCGGUCACCGAUUGUGCUAGUCGAAGACGUCAGGGAGCUAUUACAGACAGGAUUCGUUUCUCUUGCGCAAACACUAAGAGGAAUUCCAGACGACAGACUAGUCACGAAUCUGGUCGAGAUGUGGAUUGGCGUCUAUGGUGCAAUUCUGCCUUUUCUCCAGGCCGUGUUCCUACCUUUGGAGCUGGAAUUCCAGGGUCGUGGCAACCUAAUGACAGCGCGAGAAGCGCAAGAGUUCUGGGGCGUAAUUCCGGAGUCCUUGAAACAUGACGAACGGCCGGCGUCUGCUGGUGGCGGCAGCAGCAAAGCGAUGCAUCUUUCUGACGAGCUUGAGAUGAGGAGAAUCACGCUCAUUGCAUUCCGGGAUACGGUGAUACUGCCGAAGCACGAGGUGUUGAUGCACAUUUUCAGCAGACUGUCCCUCGACAGCUUCAACAAUCCAGCCUCUGCUUCUGAUACUGCGUCCAAAGGUCGAGAGCACGCCAGGAGUGAUCCCGCAACGACGGGUGCCGAGCGACCUGGUACAGCGGGAAGUCUUAGCCCGCGCCUAGCUAGCUUCAAUUCGCAAGCUUCGACCCUGUUGGAUGCCGCGAGCACAUCGUCCGGAGGCGCUAUGAGUCUGGCGAGUCGAAGCAGAGCGACAUCCAACACAUCAGCCGGCAGCUUUGGCACAAGCAUGCCUCACAUAACCUCGCCGCUGAACUCUGGUCCGGGAGGCUUCAGCGCUACGAGCCAGCCCCAGUCGUCACCUGUGCCCAUCGCAGACCCUGCGCAGGUCACCGAGACGGUGGCUAGAAUGCUGCAGUGCCUCUACGUGCUCGCUUCGUGCCAGACUGGCGAUGUGGCGCAAGGUAAUAUCGAGCGCCUCACAGGAGCGCUGAAGUACAACUGGCUAGGCAGGGGUAGAACAGGAAGAGACAGGAGAGGAUGGGUUGGUAUCAAGUCUGGACAGCGCGUGGGCCUCGUGAGAGCGUAG